AUGGAUGCACUGGACUGUCCGCUGCUGUCGGUGAAUGUGCGCGUUUGGCGCUUUUGGUCAUUUGUGCUGGUGCACAACUGGAGACGCUACAUCAGCAUCAUCCCGGUGACGCUGCUGAACGUGUUCAUGUUUGCCGAUCUGUACCGGGCCUGGGGCAACAUCGAGGAGGUCAUUAUUAAUGCCUAUUUUGCGGUACUCUACUUCAAUGCUGUGCUACGAACACUCAUACUUGUUUACAAUCGGAAGAAGUAUGAGCACUUCCUAAGUGAGGCAGCAAAGAUUUACGAAGAAAUAAAGGACCACAAAGACGAAACCAUCUGUAAGAUAAUGAACAUGUACACCAAGCGAGCCCGUGGCCUCUCCAUUGCUAACCUAAUGCUUGGAGCAGUGAUUAGCAGCUGCUUUGUAGUGUAUCCGCUCUUUACCGGACAGAGAAGGCUUCCGUAUGGCAUGUUCAUACCGGGUAUAAGCAUCUUCGACACGCCACUGUAUGAAAUAUCUUACAUCGCACAGGCCGUUCUUACCUUUCCCGGGUGCUGUAUGCAUGUCCCGUAUACUAGCUUCUUCGCCUCCGGUACACUGCUAGGAAUGAUCCAGAUCAAAACGCUUCAGUAUCGGCUAAAGAAUUUUAAAUCACUUAUUUCGGAAAGCGAUGAAAAAGAUAUUAAAAGAAGGCUCCAUAAGCUGAUCGAAGAUCACUUGCGCAUAAUUCGAUUCGUAAAAGACAUCAACGAUCUGGUGACUUACAUCUGUCUGAUCGAGUUCCUAUCGUUCGGAUUAAUUCUGUGUGCAUUGCUGUUUCUGCUCAACGUCAUUAACAAUAUGGCGCAGGUAGUGAUUGUGGUAGCGUAUAUCUUCACAAUGCUCGCCCAAAUAUUUGCCUUCUACUGGCACUCGAAUGAGAUACGGGAGGAAAGCAUGAAAAUUGCCGAAGCAGCAUACAGUGGCCCAUGGGUGGAUGUGGAAAACUCCAUAAAAAAGAAGCUGCUGCUUAUCAUAAUACGCGCGCAAAGACCACUUGAGAUAACCGUCGGUAACCUGUAUCCGAUGACGUUGGAAAUGUUUCAGUCGCUUCUGAACGCAUCCUAUUCGUAUUUUACUAUCCUUAGAAGACUGUACAGCUAA
Molecule: messenger RNA, 1125 nt
Organism: Anopheles stephensi (Asian malaria mosquito)
Lineage: Eukaryota; Metazoa; Arthropoda; Insecta; Diptera; Culicidae
Product: odorant receptor Or2-like
Exons: 6
Coding region: 1-1125 (374 amino acids)
Biological process (GO): sensory perception of smell; detection of chemical stimulus involved in sensory perception of smell
Cellular component (GO): plasma membrane
Molecular function (GO): odorant binding; olfactory receptor activity
Source: RefSeq, a predicted model, not a curated record